This is a messenger RNA of Schistosoma turkestanicum, 1516 nucleotides long. The record is from the annotation of a GenBank genome assembly. NCBI's taxonomy places the organism in Eukaryota, Metazoa, Platyhelminthes, Trematoda, Strigeidida, Schistosomatidae.
GUAAAGGUUAUGAAAGGUCGAUCGGGCGAUACCUAGGGCGAUUGGUGACAGUUAUAAUGAUCGACCACAGGGUCUUGUGAGCCAUCGGGUGGUUUGGCCAGCGCAUCCUCUUAUCGUGCAUUGAAGUUUCUUCCUUAAUUAUUCUAUCAAACAGAAUAUAUGAUUCAGGAAACUGAACCCCAGAAUUCGCUCCUCAGCAAUGUUGAUUCUGUAAAAUCUAGUGCAAUGCAAAAGAAGAUACGACAGAAAUACUUUAAGAAUGAUGCUGUAGUCAAAGCCUAUAAAUGUGAUUUAAUUAGCCAAAAUAUAAAUACUCCUGUUAAAUUAUAUGUUUGUCAUUCAGCCUUAAAUCUUGUCCAUCGUCCGAAGCGAAAAAUACUGACAACACUUCUUUACAGUCAAAUCGUCGAACUUAAAGUCCGUGAUGAGAACUGUGUGAAUAUCUACACCACCAGUAACGAGACAUACACUUUGGCACAUUUUGAACGUCCGGAAUCAGCUAUAGCUUUUCUACGCAACUACUGGGAGGUUAUUUUGAAAGAAAAGAGUUUUUCUUCACCAUAUGGAAAUUCACCAGCUAACAGAUUACUUCUGAAUAAUAAUAAUAAUAGCAAUAAUUCUGUAACUCAUCCAAAUGCAAUUAUAAGUGAUCUGUACAAUCGUUUACUCAUAUCAAAAGGUUCAACCACUGUUAGUUUAACAAGUACCAGUGGUGGUGCCACAGGAAGUAUUAGUAAUAGUGAAACAGAGAGUGUUGUUGGUGUAAAAAAACAAGAAUUGUCUAUUCGUAAAUCCUCCAAUCUUGGUAUUCGUAAAUCAUCUUUCAUUGAAUUCAAUCCUUUAACUAAUGAAGUGACAAAUAAUAACACUGUUGAUAUUGGAUCUAAUGAUGUCAUUCAGCCUAUUCACAAACCAAUUGUAAAUAAUGCAUAUUCUGCUCCAACUCUUUCAAAUAUCCUUAUGAAACACAAUAAUAAUAAUAAUAAUAAUAAUAAUAAUCAUUCAGUUAAUCAGCAUAAUAAAACUUAUAACAAUGAAACAGUCAAUAAUAAUAAUAACAAUAUUAAUAAUAGUAAUACGAAGCCUAAUUUCACUAGAUCAAAUGUUACCAUUUCAACUGAUUGGAAUUGGUGGCCAUUUAAUGUGAUUACCUAUAUGUUCAAUACAUCUCCUUCACAAAGAUUUACUAUGAUGAUAGCAUAUGCAAUUUUGGGUUUUUUAUUCUUGUCAACAAUACAUCUUUAUCAUCGUUUAGCAUUAAUUGAUUUACAAACUGGUCCAGUUCUACGUCGUGUUAGCAUUAGUCAUCCAUCGACUACAUCAACAUUUGUCACUUCGGAAUUGCAUAAUUUAGAAGCAAAAUUAUCUCAUUUAACUCAACUCACUACGAAAAUGGUUGAAGCACUUGGUCAUUUAACAACAGAAUUACAUAGUUUCUUAUUAUAUUCUAAUUCAGAUCAAUCAACUUUGAAAACAUGAUAAUAAUAAUAAUAAUAAUAAUAAUAAUAAUAAUACU